CAGGUGUGUCGCCACUGGUACAACGUGGUCUGGGAUAAUCCCAUCUUAUGGACCUCCAUUGUCAUCAAUAAUCCCAACAUCGACAUAGACAGGGCCUUGAAGUACUUGACCAGAAGGCUAAGCUACAACACUCCUAAGGUAAGUCCACAAGGGCUAAUACAGCUACAGCUGGUGAUCAUAGGUUUCUAGGAAUGUAUGUGUGCAUCUGUAAAAAAAAAAAAAAAUGGAAUGUCUAUACAUGUGUACAAGUACAGUAGUGUAUUCUAUCCAUAUAGAUAUCAUGCCAAUAUCCAGUGGCGGUCCUAGCAAGUUUUCUGCUAUAGGUACGAACCAGAAGUGCAGCUCACUUAAUCAUAAAUAUCUAUACGUAAUCUAUUUUUACUAGUUUUCAAAGAAAAUACACUUUCUAUCAAUUUUAAAAUAUACAUCAAAAUGAUGAAAAUGUUGAUUAAUAUAUAUAUAUAUAUAUAUGUAUUUAAUGUACUAAAACAAACUACUUUAACUCAAUUGUUAAAUUAGCAAGUCUGUAAUAGAGUUGUAAGUGUAUAAGACCUUUACAUAUAUAUAUAUAUAGAGAGAGAGAUAUAUAUAUUUAAAUUUUAGUUAUUUCGAGACAGGUUUGGUUUUCCAUUUUCUCUGAGUAUUUAAUAAGAAAGAAUGCUCACAAAAAUUAAAACAUCCUCUGACAGCAAAUGUUACGAAAGUUUUUAGAAUAUCUUAUCAUUCUUAGUUUAUUUAAAGAAUAUCUUAUCAUUCUUAGUUUAUUUAAAGAUUAUCUUAUCAUUCUUAGUUUAUUUAAAGAAUAUCUUAUCAUUCUUAGUUUAUUUAAAGAAUAUCUUAUCAUUCGUAGUUUAUUUAAAGAAUAUCUUAUCAUUCUUAGUUUAUUUAAAGAAUAUCUUAUCAUUCGUAGUUUAUUUAAAGAAUAUCUUAUCAUUCGUAGUUUAUUUAAAGAAUAUCUUAUCAUUCGUAGUUUAUUUAAAGAAUAUCUUAUCAUUCGUAGUUUAUUUAAAGAAUAUCUUAUCAUUCGUAGUUUAUUUAAAGAAUAUCUUAUCAUUCUUAGUUUAUUUAAAGAAUAUCUUAUCAUUCGUAGUUUAUUUUAAGAAAAAUAUUAUUUUAAUUUAAAAUUUUUUUUUUCUUUGUUGCUUUGGCAGAAGCAAAACACUGAAUUAUUUCAGACGCAUCCAACUCUUCUGCAAUCGUUCUUCCGAUGAAUGUUGUAGCUAAACAAAUGGCACAAUCUUGAGACGUGUUAGAACUACGAUAAUGGUUUUUAUGAGUUUGAGCUUCGAAAAGUUUCUGUCAGCACUCGCAGCAAUGAUUUUAGUGUUAGCAACAGAAAAGUUUUCGUUGAUUUAAAAAUGCCCAAAUUUUAAUGUCAGUUCAUCUAAAAGAAAACAUCAAUUUCUUUACAAUUCGAAUGAAACAUUUUUUCAAAGAAAUUAUUAAGGAUUUUAUAAAGUUGUAAGAAAUUUUUAUAUAUUUUUUAAAAUUUAUUAAUUCUAAUUGUAUUCUCCCUAUGAAUAGAUUCAGUAAACCAUUUUGAAUUUACAUAGUCCAUGAUUUUCUUCCUUUCAAUUCAGGGCUAACGUCAUCAGUGUACAAAAUAAAUAUAUUUUUGGGGUAAUGGUUGAAAAAUUUUGCCGGCCCAUGCACUGGGCUAAAUAGUACUGUUGCGAAAAUAAGUAGAAAUUAUUGAUUUGGCAGGUUUUUAAGAUGACAGUUGGAUUUAUUAAAGAUUUAAAUAGGCUUUUUUUUUUUUUUUUGGACAUCCAGAAUUUAAGGAUAAUAAAUGGAGCAUGUGUUCAUAAAUUCAAUGUCAUAGCAAAGGUAGAGGCCACCCGGGUUGGACCAAGAUUAUUGCCACCAGUUCUAUAAAAUACUCUGUAGUCUGCAGAAAAUGCAGCCCAUUCAUAUAUAGAAAAAUGCCCCCUCCGCCCUUCCCUUCCUACACAAGAGCAUAAUAUAAGUGCUCAGUGGCGUAGGAACAGGGGUGGGGAAGAUGUGGGUUCACCUCAGUCUGCACUUUUUUUAUAUUGGAGGGUGGCAUUCUUGAUCAACUGCAUAGUUGUUUUUUUCAUUUAAUGGUGUUUUUUGUUAAUUAAAAAAAUUAAAAUUCUCUAGAAUUUGCUGCCGCUCCAGGCAGCCGCUGUGUCUAACGUCUGCACUGACAAUAUCGUUAACCUUACUUAAAUGUAUCAAACAAUGUAUACACACAGAAUUUAAAUAUACGAUGCCAAUAACUGCACACAUAUAUAUAGCUUUAUGUACCAUGUAUGCAUCAUUCACUGCACACACACAUUAUAUGACUUUAUGUAUGCGUACAUUCAGAUCUGUAUGAUCCUGGAGAAGAUUAACAUCAACGCCUGCUGUCGUCUUACUGACCGGGGUCUGCAGACAGCGGUCAAGAGAUGCCCAGAACUGAGGUACCUGGACAUGCAGAGCUGUCACCUCAUUACCAACCUGGGGGUUACAGAGGCGGUGUCAAGAUGUGUCAACCUGGAGAGGCUGGAUGUCACAGGUAGGUUGUGUUAAAUCAUGUCCAUCUUGAAAGGUGUAUUUAAACAUUCAUACAUUCAAUCAUUCAUUCAUUCAGUCAUUCAUUCAGACUGCUUGCAUUGUCUGGUGCCUGUGAAACAGUCGAGGAAAAAUUGCUUGUUGUCAGCGGUCCUCAACCUCUUCAUACAUUCUUUCAUUAAAGGAAUUUAUUUUAAAUUUAUUUUUAUAAACUUUUCUUUCACACUUUUAAAUCUUAAAAAUAAAAACAUUUAGAUCAUUUGAUCCACUGUAACAGUUUUAUAUUCAUAUUUAAAGGCAGUUAGUGAUAUUUUUGUAUUGAAAAUAUCAACACAAUAAGUCUAAGAUUAUUAUUUGAAAAAGAAUAUGAAUGACCAACCAAACUAAAAAACCAACCAAACUAAAAGACCAACCAGACUGAAAGACCAUCCAGACUGAAAGACCAACCAAACUGAAAGACCAACUAAACUAAAAGACCAAGCAGACUAAAAGACCAAGCAGACUAAAAGACCUAGCAGACUAAAAGACCAAACAAACUAAAAAAGACCAGUCAACUAAGAGAACAACCAAAAUGAAAGACGAGCCAAAUUAAAAGACCAACCAAACUAAAAGACCAGCCAAACUAAAAGACCAACUAAACUAAAACACCAACCAGACUAAAAGACCAAACAAACUAAAAAAGACCAGCCAACUAAGAGACCAACCAAACUGAAAGACCAACCAAACUAAAAGACCAACUAAACUAAAAUAUCCAACUGAACUAACAGACCAAACUAAAAGACCAACCAAACUAAAAGACCAACCAAACUAAAAGACCAACUAAACUAAAAUAUCCAACUGAACUAACAGACCAAACUAAAAAGCCAGCCAAACUAAAAGACCAACCAAGCUAAAAAAAACUGCCAAACUUAAAUACCAGCCAAACAAAACACCAGCCAAACUAAAAGACCAACCAAACUAAAAGACCAACCAAACUAAAAGACCAACCAAACUAAAAGACCAACCAAACUAAAAGACCAACCAAACUAAAAGACCAAUUAAACUAAAAUAUCCAACCAAACUAAAAGACCAACCAAACUAAAAGACCAACCAAACUAAAAGACCAACCAAACUAAAAGACCAACCAAACUAAAAGACCAACCAAACUAAAAGACCAACCAAACUAAAAGACCAACCAAACUAAAAGACCAACCAAAGUAAAAGACCAAUUAAACUAAAAUAUCCAACCAAACUAAAAGACCAACCAAACUAAAAGACCAACCAAACUAAAAGACCAACCAAACUAAAAGACCAACCAAAGUAAAAGACCAAUUAAACUAAAAGACCAACCAAACUAAAAGACCAACCAAACUAAAAGACCAACCAAACUAAAAGACCAACCAAACUAAAAGACCAACCAAAGUAAAAGACCAAUUAAACUAAAAUAUCCAACUGAACUAACAGAACAAACUAAAAGACCAGACAAACUAAAAGGCCAGCCAAAUAAAAGAGCAACCAAACUAAAAAAAAAUGCCUACUUAAAUACCAGCCAAACAAAAAUACCAAUCAAACUAAAAGACCAACUAAACUAAAAGAUCAAACUGAACUAACAGACCAAACUUAAAGACCAACUAAACUAAAAGACCAACCAGACUUAAAGACGAACCAAACUGAAAAACCAGCCAAAUUAAAAGACCAACCAAACUAAAAGACCAGCCAAACUAAAAGACCAAUCAAACUAUAAGAUCCAACUGAACUAAAAGAUCAGCCAAACUAAAAGACCAGUCAAACUAAAAUACCAACUAAAAUAAAAGAUCAACCAGACUAAAAGACCAACCGAACUGAAAGUCCAGCCAAAUUAAAAGACCAACCAAAUUAAAAGACCAACCAAACUAAAAGACCAACCAGACUGAAAGACCAACCAAACUGAAAGACAAACUAAACUAAAAGACCAAACUAAAAGACCAGCCAAACUAAAAGACCAGCCAAACUAAAAGAUGCAACUGGACUCAAAACCAAGCUAAAAGACCAGUCAAACUAAAGACCAAAAAACUAAAUAGAUCCAGCCAAACUAAAUGACCAAAUAAACUAAAAAGAUCCAACUGAACUAAAAGGCCAAACUAAAAGACCAACCAAACACACAUUUUAUCUUCCAUUGAACAACAUACACAACCAAUUUAGUUAAAUAAGUGUAACAAGACAUUGUUUAGGAUUGAAAAACACCACCUACAACAAUUAAAAGAACAUUUCAGCUACAUACCUUCUUCUGCAAUAAAAUACAAAAUGAGAAAAGCAAAUUAUUUGAAGUAUUAAAAACUCCCAUCUGACAGUGUAGCUGUCUCAGUCUCUGUGUGGACACAAAGGCCAAAUCAGCAAGGACUUAAGCUUUAGUCAGUAACAUGUUUAUACAAGUCAUGAGGAUACACUGACUAUUCAAUAAAUUAAAGUCAUAUUUUGACUUGUUUGGUAAUCUGUGAGUGGUGAUUUAUUCGAUUUCAUUAACUUGACUCACAUCAACAUUUCUCUUCCUUGGUGCAUUCAGUUGACAAGUUUGGAGGAUUUUCACAAAUAAUUUAGGCACAUUACAUUUAUAUCAGUAAAAUCUAAGUUUUUCCAAAUCUAAAAAAAAACGUGUAGAGACUAAUUCAUGCUCACCUUGACCUUGUGUCUGACUUUGUCUCCAGGUUGUCCUCAAGUCACCUGUAUCACACUGAUGGACUCUGUCAUUGCACAGAGUCCUUCUCACCUGGAGCGGAUUUACCUGAGGUACCUUGACAUGACGGACUGUCCUCACGUGACGGACGAGGAUUUGUUCAUCAUCACCUCACAGUGCCCACAACUCUUGUUUUUCUACCUAAGACGCUGCCCACUGAUCACAGAUCUGGGAGUCAGUUACAUAGCAAACAACUGUAGCAGGUAUGUGCUGGUCUUUUAUAUGGCAAACAGCUGUAGCGGGUAUGUGUGGGUCAGUUAUAUGACAAACAACUAUUAUGGAUAUGUGUGGGUCAGUUAUAUGGCAAACAACUGUAGAAGGUAUGUGUGGGUCAGUUAUAUAGCAAACAACUGUAGAAGGUAUGUUAAUAGCAUUUAAUCGCCAUCAAAUAAACUGAUUUAUUACUUUACUUUGUUCCCUAUUGAAUAAAAUGAUUUACUACUUUACUUUGGGCCCUAUUGAAUAAAAUUAUUUACUACUUUACUUUGGGCCCUAUUGAAUAAAAUUAUUUACUACUUUACUUUGGUCCCUGUUGAAUAAAAUGAUGUACUACUUUACUUUGGUCCCUAUUGAAUAAAAUGAUGUACUACUUUACUUGACAGUUUACGAGAGCUGAGCAUGAGCGACUGCACCAGCAUCACAGACAUUGGCAUGAGGGAAUUGGCCAAGCUACGAGACAACCUCAGAUACCUCAGUGUGGCCAAAUGUGAAAAGGUGAGAAAAGAAUUUUAUGUUUGUGUCAAUGUCGUUUGAAACAUGUGUUGUGACAGAGAUAUAAGCUCCUGGUCCACUCUUAAAACUGACUUGUUGAAAAUAUCAACACUACUGACAUUUGAAAGUAUCAACAAUAAUGACUGUUGAAAGUAUCAGCGCUAUUGACCAUUGAGAGUAUCACCACCUACUGACUGUUGACUAAUGAACUAUUUCUCUCCAUACUUUCUCCUGCAUCAAUGUAAUGAACUAUUUAUCUCCAUACUUUCUCCUGCAUCAAUGUAAUGAACUAUUUCUCUCCAUCCUUUAUCUUGCAUCAAUGUAAUGAACUGUUUCUCUCCAUCCUUUCUCUUCCAUCACUGUAAUGAACUGUUUCUCUCCAUCCUUUCUCUUCCAUCAAUGUAAUGAACUAUUUAUCUCCAUACUUUAUCUUGCAUCAAUGUAAUGAACUAUUUCUCUCCAUCCUUUCUCCUGCAUCAAUGUAAUGAACUAUUUCUCUCCAUCCUUUCUCUUGCACCAAUGUAAUGAACUAUUUCUCUCCAUCCUUUCUCCUGCAUCAAUGUAAUGAACUAUUUCUCUCCAUCCUUUCUCCUGCAUCAAUGUAAUGAACUGUUUUCUCCAUCCUUUCUCUUGCAUCAAUAUAAUGAACUAUUUCUCUUCAUCCUUUCUCCUGCAUCAAUGUAAUGAACUAUUUCUCUCCAUCCAGGUGUCGGACGAUGGUGUCAUUAACAUUGCAAGAAACUGCAGCAAGCUGAGGUACCUAAACGUCCGCGGCUGUGAGACGGUGUCAGACCUGGGCCUGGAGUUCCUGGUCAGGAACUGCCCCCGCCUACGUUCGCUGGACAUUGGCAAAUGUGACAUCACCGACGAAGGCAUGUUUGCCCUGUCCAGGUACUGCCCCAACUUGAAGAAACUGGGGGUCAAGUCAUGUGAUGGCAUCACAGACAAAGGGAUCGUGCUGGUGGCCUACAGCUGUCCGACCUUGCAACAGCUUCACGUACAGGACUGCUGCCUGUCGCCCGAUGCCUAUGCCAUGGUCAGGAGAUAUUGUAAGAGAGCCAUCAUCGAGCACACAAACCCUGGGGUGCUCUAGCUGGCUUGGGGUAGGGGAUGUAACCCUGCAACCAAAUAAAAAUAAAUAAGCAUAAAAGAUAUGAAGAGUUUAUUUCCCUUAGUACAGUGAAAAAAUUUUAUCAGGCAAUUUGUUUAGAAUCCUAUUUUUAAAAUAAACGUUUCAUCAAAGUAUUUUUAUGAAAUUUGAACCCAUAUUCAGCUGUUCUCAUUAUUAAGGUAUUAAUUAACUUAUAGAGACGUAAUGUUGCAACACAACUUCAAUAAACAUCAACAAUGGAUUCAGUAAAGACAAAACAUGAAAUUUGAGUACAACAAACAAGGAAUUCAGUGAACACAAAACAGGAAAUUCAGUGAGAACAAACAAGGAAGUCAGUCAUGCUGUAAUCUUAGUUCAGUUUGAUUAUAUUUUCCGCCAUAUAACACUAAGUGAUUUGUACAUCUGUGAUAUCAGUUACAGAAACAUGAACAUACUUACUGUCUCUACCAUGUUGUUCAUUUUUUUUUCUCUUUAAAAUGAUGUACUUAAUUAUUUUUUUUUUAAACCCAUUUAUAUGAAACAAAAAUUUGAAAUAGCAUCUUCUGCUAUGAUAAGGC
Lymnaea stagnalis (great pond snail) is the source of this 7585-nucleotide messenger RNA. The record is from the annotation of a GenBank genome assembly. NCBI's taxonomy places the organism in Eukaryota, Metazoa, Mollusca, Gastropoda, Lymnaeidae.